Messenger RNA from Jaminaea rosea, 2964 nucleotides. RefSeq lists its product as hypothetical. Gene Ontology annotation, biological process: positive regulation of rRNA processing; positive regulation of transcription by RNA polymerase I. The transcript is spliced from 2 exons. The record is from RefSeq and is a predicted model, not a curated record. NCBI's taxonomy places the organism in Eukaryota, Fungi, Basidiomycota, Exobasidiomycetes, Microstromatales. The coding region runs from base 1 to 2964 and encodes 987 amino acids. Gene Ontology annotation, cellular component: nucleolus. Gene Ontology annotation, molecular function: protein binding; RNA binding.
AUGAAGGCAGCAAGCAAAGCCGCAGCCCUCCCGAGUCUGCCCUACAAUCCCAUAGUCGAAGGGGCGGCUUCCACCUUGCCCCUCGUCUUCACCCGAGAUGCAGACUACUUCUUCGCCGCCUCUUCAUCCUCCGUCAAGAUCCACUCGCGAUCCACCGGCCAAGUAGUCUCGACGCUCUCUGCUCCCUCUGGCAACCCAGCGCAGAUCACCGCCGUCCUCCUACACCCUACCAAUCCGCUGCAACUCGUCACAGCCGCUCUUGACGGUACAGUGCGCAUUUGGGACUACCUCGACGCGGUCCUGCUACGCACGAUUGAAGUUGGCUUCCCUAUCACCCACCUUGCAGCGCACGCCUCGCUCCCCUCAAACGUCUUCGUCGCUGUCCGCAAGCCAAAGGCAGACAAGCUAGGCAGAAAAGUAGACCCAUUCGCCUUCACUGGAAGGACAAACAGCAUUGUCUACUCGGUCUCCUUGGAGACCCUUGCUGGCACGAAUGGACGCUCUUCCAAGUCAAAAGAGCUCCUACGCAUCGGAAAGACACGCUCUGUCACCGGCCUGUCCAUCUCGCCCGACGGUCAAUGGCUCGUAGCAAUCGGCAAUCGCAAGGUCCAGAUCGCCCGCACCGCUUCCUUGCGAAAUGGCUUCACCAAGCUAGUCUCUGACGCCGACCUGAUGAGCUUGGCCUUCCACCCUUCCGAGCCCACCUUUGCGACCGGCGACGCAGUAGGGAAGAUUCGCGUGUGGCGAUGCCUGGAUGAGGACUUCUUGCGGCAAGCGCAAGAGGAGACCGAGGGGGAGAAGCAUGCACCUAGUACCGUGCUGCAUUGGCAUGCUCAUGCGGUCAGUGCUCUCAGCUUCACACCGAAUGGAGCGUACAUUGUGUCAGGAGGGGAGGAAGCAGUGCUUGUCCUCUGGCAGCUGAGCACCGGCCAGCGAGAGUACGUCCCCCGCCUUGGUGCACCCAUCGAUGCAGUGACUAUCGCGGACGGAAUCAGCGGUAGGGAGCAGGAGUACGCCCUCACUCUCGCGGAUGGCUCCGUCACCUUCGUGAGCAGUCUGACACUCAAGGUUUCCCGCUCCUUCGCUCGGAUCAAGGUGGACUCGUCACGCCAUCUGUUCCCCGCCUCUAGGCAGGCAACAAUGCCCAGCCCAAUUGCAGUGGAGCCCGUUACUGGCCAACUCGUCUUGCAGUCAGGCCACCCCUCCAGCCUGCAAUUCUUCGACAUUCAGGCCGAUCGUAUUACCUCGGAGCUCGAGGUCGCUCCAUCAAAUCGCGUCUCACGGCCGGACGAAGCGCCUCUCGAGCCGACGCGCGUGGAGCUGGUCGCUUUCUCCUCUCAGCCGGCUCACGGUAGCUCAGGCCUAGCAGAAUGGAUGGCGACUAUUGAUUCGCGACCGGGUGGAGGACACAUGAGCAACGAGAUUGCGCUCAAGAUUUGGCAAUGGUCCUCUUCAGCGCAGGGAGGGAGGUACAUCCUCAACACGCGCAUUGACAAACCUCACGAGGAAGGAGGAGUCUCCUCGCUCGCCUUCAGCCCGGCGGCAGAAGCAGGGGAUGGCGGCCUUCUCCUCGUCACCACUGGCAAGUCAGACCGCAAAAUCAAGACAUGGCGCCUUGCUACGCACACUGCGCGUGGUGGCCGACAGGAGAUGUACUGGGUGCCCCGCUCUAUUGCCGCUUACCGUAAUCAUGCCCCUUCAGCCGCACGCUGGUCUCCCGAUGGAUCCAUCCUCGCAGUCGCGCAGGGUCCCUUCCUCACCCUUUGGGAGCCAGUGUCCAACUCGCUCAUUGCGGCUCUCUCCUGCCCCGAGGUGAAGGCGGCACAGCAGCUUGAGUUUGUUGGCAGGCAGGGCAGAUACGUCGCUGUGGGUAGCGGGACCACGCUGAUUGUCUGGGAUCUGGUGAGGGGAGAGGUGCAUGCUCAUCGAUCGUAUGAUGAGGCUGUGAGGAGCAUCGUCCCGCUCGAGAAUGAGCGACUGGCCGUGGUGAGGCCAACGGGCAAGAAGGGGCAGCAGCACAGCAUCGUGGACGUGCUUGACGUGACGGCCCCUUCGAGGCCUGCAGUCACGUACCAGCUUCCAGUGGCGGUACGUGAGGUCACUACAGGGGUAGUCAAGCAGCGCGGCCUCAGCAGCCAAAAUGGCACUGUCGGUCUGCCGCACUUCUUUGCCAUCACCUCCGCCUUCGAUGUGGUCCAAGUCGGCUCAUCCCCCGACGACACUCAACAGGGUGGCCCGUCAGGCUCCUCGUCUGCAGGUCAAUCACUGCGCGGCAUCUCAGUGAAGCGUCGCACGCUCUUUGAUGAUCUUUUUGGUCCCAUGAUGGACGACUACGAUGCGGAAGCUGCCGCGACAGCGCAAAAGCAGCGACAACGACCUGUGUUGGCGACCAAGGACAUCUUUGCCCUGUUCGAUGCCCCGGCGCACCUGCUGCCGCCCGUCAGAAUGCUCUUCGAUGCGUUCGUGCCAGCUGUGUUGCCGCCGAGGAGGGAAGGUGAUGGGGAGGAUGCCGAGGGUGUCAAGAGGGCUGGAACCGUGGAGCAGGACGAGGAUGAGGAGGAUGAGAUGGACAUCGACGGCGACGAGGCAGCCAAGGCCGCGCCUGGGCCCCACAUUGCAGCGCGGUCGAAGGACGACGAAGCAGAGGAUAUCAGAGUCUUGACCGACCUCUUUGCAUCGCAGCUUGAGACACCUGCUACCUCGACUUCCUCAGCGGCGAAGAAAGGAAAGCCGGCUGCGGGCGCAGCGUCAUCCCCAGCUGGGGCGAAGAGUAAGCCCAAUGGUCUGCCUAACGGUAGCAGCGAUGCAGGCAAGAAGCCGCAAGGAAGGAAGUCGUCUUCUACGAUGGUCAAUGGAGCGGCUGCAUCUCCCUCCUCUGCGGGAGGAAAGCAGAUAGGAGGGACUUCCCCACCAGCAUCGCAGGGCAAGGCUGGGGCGGGUAAGAAGAGGAAGAGCCUGUCUUGA